This is a messenger RNA of Dermacentor andersoni, 1562 nucleotides long. Lineage: Eukaryota; Metazoa; Arthropoda; Arachnida; Ixodida; Ixodidae. The record is from RefSeq and is a predicted model, not a curated record.
AUGGCAGCAGCUAAGCGCUGCCGUCUGGACGAAGAGUUGUUGUUGCUGUUUGAUGAAGACAGCAGCUGUAGCACAGAUUCGAGCACAAGCUCCUCUUCGGACAGCAGCGGCGACGACGAGGAUUUAGCAUUGUAUGAGCAGAUGUUCGAGCAGCUUUUUACCCCGCCGGAGAAGCGACCGAAGGUCGAGUCGUAUGUGGAAAAGACGGUCGCCGCUUUUUCGGACGAAGAGAUUCCCUUGCUGCUGAGUUCGCGAAAUCGCCGCACUACGCUUCAAGAACUGAUCGCGGAGGCCUGCCCCCAAAGUCGCCUCAAGAGCAUGUAUGCUACCAAUAAAUCCUGCAUACGGGAUGUCGCUGGGCGAUUUGAGGUUGGGGAAAGCACGCAUCACACGAUGAUGUACCCCGUCAUGGCGUUUCUUCUGGACAUCGCACCCCGCAUCGUGACCUUCCCAGAUGACUUGCAGAAGCUUGCUAAUGCGUUGGAACAGGUUUCAGGGUUUCCAGACACCAUUGGCGGCAUUGACGGGAGCUAUAUUCCUGUUAGGUGCCCUGCUGGUAAGGUGCGGUCAGUGUACGUGAAUGGGCAUUAUUACCCAUCCUUGAUGCUGCAGGGGAUAUGUGAUAACUGGAAGAGGUUCCUUGAUGCCAGAACUGGUGCACCUAGUAAAAUUCACGACUCUAGGAUCUUUUGGCUUUCAAACAUUUCGAAGAAAUUGCCUCAACUCAGUGCUGGAAAAUACCAUAUUCUUGGGGACGCUGCAUACCCAUCUCGAGAGUUUUUGAUGACUCCCAUUCGAGACUAUGGAAGCCUGGAUGCCUCUGACAAGGCAUUUAACACGAAACUUUCAUCCACCUGUGUGCUAACUGAAAACGCAUUUGGGGAAUUCAAGGGUAGAUUUAGGCAGCUACAGCGUUUGGACCUCACGACUGUAGACAAAAUGUCAAAAUUUAUUCUCUCUUGCUGUGUCCUUCACAACAUCUGCAUCGACAACGGGGAAUCAUUCCAUAGUCCACUUGAGGACAUGCGUCUGAGCUCCCAGGUUAACAAUGAUCAGAGCCCUACUGCAGAUGAAGUCUGCAGCGGAACAUCUAGAGAAGAGAGCCUCUUACGGGCACUUGCAGAAGUUAAAAAAAAAAAUUAAGCCUAAGAUUGGACUGAAGAGGAGGUACCCACAAAGCCUGUAGUGAUGCAAACACAGGGCUAAACAUAUGUUCAAAGCAAUGCUUCGUGAUGACCAUGCACAGAAACGUUUUUGUCUUGCACGAAAUAAGCACUCAUAAAAACAUGCUCAUCCAAAGUGUAGUGUUUUAUUGCUUGAGCCCCAAGGCCUCACGGAUGAGCUGAAGUUUAUCUUCCUGCAUCUUGCGAUGUUCCUGGCGUUCUUGAAUGCGCUCAGCUUGCCGCUCAGCACGCCUCUUCUUUUCGUCUUCUCUCUUUUCCCUUUGAGCUAUUCGCUCUGCGCUUAUAGCCCUCAUUUGAUAAAAAAAAAUUGCAUCUGCUGCAUACGACUAGUACUGGCACGGCAUUCCCUUUUCCUCACCUCUGUUGACCCUUUCAUAC